Molecule: messenger RNA, 2394 nt
Organism: Oryzias melastigma (Indian medaka)
Lineage: Eukaryota; Metazoa; Chordata; Actinopteri; Beloniformes; Adrianichthyidae
Gene: mepceb
Product: 7SK snRNA methylphosphate capping enzyme
Exons: 8
Coding region: 433-2190 (585 amino acids)
Biological process (GO): rRNA modification; snRNA modification
Molecular function (GO): O-methyltransferase activity; snRNA binding; rRNA (adenine-N6,N6-)-dimethyltransferase activity
Source: RefSeq, a predicted model, not a curated record
CAGUCACGUGGUCCGGACUGGCCUACAGAAACGGGCAGAGCUCGGCUAGAGCAGCUAGCGAUAGCAGCGCGGCGCUGUCGAUGAACACACGCCUCACGCGCGUUCACGGCUAGUUCUGACCCGUGCACGCUGAGGUACGCUCGCGCACAGCCGUGCGGGGGUUCACUGUCGUGCACGGUGCGUUCCCGUGCGGGUUCGGAUUCACGUGAAUGUGCGCGUUCGCGGAACGGCUAGCUGCAGAAGCUAACUGUUUGUUUGUCUGAGCUGAAUUAGUUAUUAUGCCUCGCCCUGGGAUUGGCUGCCAGACCGGAAGAGGCGGGGCCAACGCACAAUAUUUUGAAGUUUGAGAAGGACAGACAAACGCCGCGCACGUGCGCAGUUGGCGCGCGGAAACGAUCACUGAUUGGAUGGUCAGUCGUCAGGCGGGUCGGCAUGUCUCUGGACCAAGAACCCGUUCCUCGUCCUGAGGUUCCCGUAACCCUAAGCCCCGCCUUCCCUGCCCCAAUCAGCCUAUCAGAGCAGCCCCAGCUGACAAAGAACCGCCCCCCCGUCUGCUCAAAAAAUGGCCUCCAGGCGUCUGCCACAAUCCCCCCUCCCCCCACAGCCACUCAGCGGAUCGGGAAAAGGCGCUUCUCCAUGGGAAUCAGUUUCAGGGGCGUGGCCAAGCGGCGGCGGCGUGCCAACAGCGACAGCCAGGCGGAGCCUGUGCUGCCGAGUCACUUCCUGCUGGGCGGGAACAUAUUCGACCCACUGAACCUGAACUCUCUGUUGAACGAAGACGUGAACAGGGCGACCAAUCAGGAGACUCCCAAGUGCUCGCCGGUGCCGUCCCGGAGCAGAGACCCGGUGGAGAUCCUGGUUCCCAGAGACAUCACCGACCCGCUCAACCUGAAGGGGGGCAGUGAGGAGGGGGGGGCCGCCGGGGUGCUGCUGUCUCCCCUCAAGUCCAGACGCAAGCACAGGUACAAACACCACGGAGGGGGCGGGGCUUCCACCGACCGGGACAAGAGCGCCAUGCGACUGUUCCCCCCCACCGCGGGGACUUCAGGUGUGACCGCCAGAGGAGGCAGCGUGUGCGCCUCCCCCCUGUCCUGUGAGCUCAACACCGCCAUCACCUGUCGAGAAGACCUGGCGCCGUCGCCCAGACCCUCACGGAGACACACCCACCCCCCUCCAGGCCCCGCCCACAAACCAGGGGCCCAUGCUGACUGUCGCCACCGCAGACGGCGCCGCACCACGUCCGUGCAUUCAGACGCAAACCACAUCACCGUGGCGACCACGACCUGCAGGUUCCAGACCCCGCUGGUGGAAGGCGCCAAAGCCGGCAGGUGUGGAGGAGCCCAGCGUGGCUCCGCCCAGCCGUCAGAGAGGAGAAAGGACAAGCACAGGUACCAGCACGGCAACCACAGCCGUUACUAUGGUUACCACGGUUUCUACGGCGGCGGCUAUGGACGAGUGGGCGUGGAGGAGGACCCCCGACUCCGCCUGCUGGAUGCUGAUUGGUUCAGGGACAAGACUGUGCUGGAUGUGGGCUGCGGCGCCGGUCACAUGACACUGGCCAUCGCUCGCAAGUUCAACCCCUCCCACAUCCUGGGGGUGGAGCUAGACAAGCAUCUGGUCCACGCCGCCAAGCAAAACAUCAGACACUUCCUCUCACAUGACAUGGUGGUGGAGCGGCGCUCGGGGGAGGGGGACGGCGGGGGCCUGCUCCCCUUCCCGCUCUCCUUCAGGGUCAGUCGGGGGCCCAUCUGUGGCCCCUCCCUCCUGCCUUCAGCCUCCUCCUCCAGGUUCCCCCACAACGUCACCUUCAUUCAGGGGGACUACAUAGCAGGCCGGGAGGAGUGGCCUGGGAGGGGCCAGUUUGAUGUCAUCCUGUGCCUGGGUCUGACUAAGUGGGUACACCUGCAGUCAGGUGAUGAGGGCGUGGUCAGGCUGUUCAGACGGACCUAUCAGAGCCUGUCGCCCGGCGGAAUGUUCAUCCUGGAGCCGCAGCCGUGGAGCAGCUACAGCCGCAGCAAGAGAGCCACGGACUCCACGUUCCGGCGUUUCCGGAGUCUGAGGAUCAGACCGGAACACUUCACCUCCAUCCUGACGGACAGCGUCGGCUUCUGCUCCUACAGGCUGCUCACACACACAGAUAACAAACGACCCGUCUACCUGUUUCACAAAGGCCCCUCCCAGCGGAAGUGAACUCUGAGGCCACGCCCACAUGUUCAAUCAUCAGGUGUUUGAUGACAUCACAAGGAUGACGUGAAGAUGGACUCCUCAGGAUGUGACUGGACUGCAGAGAGCGGGCUCAGUACAGCUCUGCUCUGAUUGGUUCACUGGCUGAUCAGCUGAUAGGUCAUGUGACCUCUCUCUUUACCGUUGAGUCAGAAUAAAAAAUGGACGUUC